AAAAAGGAUCAUUAAGGAACUGGUUUUUUUUAAAAAAAAACUUCAGGAUGGGUCAAACUUCAAGUAAGGGAGAGCAGUUUAGGUCAAAGAAGGUAUUGCCUCUAAGUGCAGACCUGUCAAACAUCUCGGGACAGCAGAAGAGAGGAGGGAAAGUGGCCCAGGCUUUCCAGCGAGCCAUGGCACUGCUUAAUAAUUACACAAGCAAAACCAAAGUGAAGCAGCUGAAAACCCCACAUCUUGAGCAGGACAUGGAGAGUAGCGGCCAUGCCAGCUUCUUUUCUACAGCAUCAGGUUUUCUGGAGCAGGGUGAGGAGGAUGCUUCUGAGAGCUCUUUGGAGAUAUGGUGCAGAAAGCCAGUCUCCGAGAACCAGGGCCAUGCCCAGUAUGAGACUGGAGGGGAAGAGCAUCCAUCUUUAGAGGACAGUGAGACUGACAAAGGACAGGUCUCAGGUCAGACUGAGACACAUCCUCUGGCACCAGUUUAUGAUGAAAAUGAUGCUACAAGCGGGCAGGCCUCAGGUUCGACUGGCACACCCAUAGUGGCCCCUACCCAUGAUGACAGGGAGACUGAAAGGUCUUAUCCUGCCUGGGAAGAGCAAGAUCCUCCAAAGGACAGACCAGUGGAGAUGGGGAUCCACCAGGCAUCAGUGGCCAAAUAUCCUGAAGGUUUGGCUGACAAUAAGGUUCUCUCUGAUAAGGAAUAA
Molecule: messenger RNA, 704 nt
Organism: Scleropages formosus (Asian bonytongue)
Lineage: Eukaryota; Metazoa; Chordata; Actinopteri; Osteoglossiformes; Osteoglossidae
Exons: 2
Coding region: 48-704 (218 amino acids)
Source: RefSeq, a predicted model, not a curated record